Penicillium alfredii is the source of this 1635-nucleotide messenger RNA. RefSeq lists its product as uncharacterized. The transcript is spliced from 2 exons. The coding region runs from base 1 to 1635 and encodes 544 amino acids. Gene Ontology annotation, biological process: mRNA splicing, via spliceosome. NCBI's taxonomy places the organism in Eukaryota, Fungi, Ascomycota, Eurotiomycetes, Eurotiales, Aspergillaceae. The record is from RefSeq and is a predicted model, not a curated record. Gene Ontology annotation, cellular component: nucleus.
AUGAAUAACGAACAGUUCCGGCGCCUGCUGGUGGAAAAGUCGCCCUCAGGCUCCAAGGAGAGCGCCACACCCCGAAAUGCCGCUCCUGGGGGCGCAACGCCCAGCGCGCUGGGCUCGCGGAUGCGCUCCAGCAUUCCCAUGACUCCGCGCUCAGUUACCGGGUUAGAUUUUGCGCGCCAGCUCGCAGAGCACCGCCGCGAAGGCGACCAGCGACCCUCCAAGCGAUUUAAGUCUUCGGCCGCGCCCAAAGGCACCAAGCUGCCUUCCGGAUACCAAGAUCGCGCUCAGCAGCGCAAUGCCGAGGCAGAUAAUCAGCCCGGGGAAGAUCUCCAGGCCCGCAUCAAGGCGCUGGAGGAGAUGGUGAAGCUGGGACAAAUCGACCAGGCGACCUUUGAGAAGCUCCGCGCGGAACUUGGGGUGGGAGGUGAUACUUCAAGCACGCAUAUGAUCAAGGGACUCGAUUGGAAGCUUCUAAAGCGUGUCAAGGCUGGCGAGGAUGUUUCGCAGACACCGGAGAAGUCGGCUCCGCCGCCUACAGAAGAAGCACCAACCGAGAAAGAUGACGAUGAGGAAUUUGAGCGUCUGAUGGAAGAAAAGGGACUGGAGGAGAUUCAUGCAGUACCUAAACAGACCAAGGAAAAGAAGAAAGGCACGAUGGCCCCGCCGCCUCCCCCGAAAAAGACCCGGGAUGAGAUCCUACGGGAGUUGAAAGCUGCCCGUGCUGCAGCUGUGGAAGCUCCAGCACCACUGCCCGAGUCGACGCUAGGCUCGAGAUUCAAAAAGCUUGGAGAUGGCAAACCCGAAAAGAAGCGUUUCGUCGAGCAGGACGAGAAUGGCCGCCGGCGAGAAGUGCUGCUUAUCACGGACGCCGCAGGGAAAACCAAGCGAAAGGUGCGCUGGCUUGAUAAGCCGGGCGAGGCAAGUGGCUCCGCUGCUACUACCAUGCCAAUGCCAGGUAAGGCUGCCAAGCCGCUGGGCAUGGAAGUGCCGGCCGAGAUCGCCGCCCGAGCCGCUGCCGAUGCCGCGGCUGAGGAAGAAGACGAUGAUAUCUUUGCCGGAGUUGGCGACUACAACCCUCUCGCCGGGCUUGAGGAAGAUGACGGGUCAUCUUCUGACGAGGACAGCGAGAUUGGCGAUGCCACUGCCAAACGCGAGCAAGCUCCCAUCAGCGAAGCAAUUCAGCAACCACCUGCUCCCGACGCCGCUCCUGCCAAGCCGCGCGACUACUUCGCUUCGGGUGCUUCCUCUACAGUCGCUGAAGAACCAGAGGACCGCUCCAAUCCCCUCACCAAGGACCCCACGAUAUUGGCUGCGCUCAAGCGAGCGGCGGCAUUGCGACAAGCGUCUCCAUCGGCCGGUGAUGAAGAGGGCCAGUCUUCCGAUGCGGACCUUCGAGGCAAGCGCUUCCUCGAAGAGGCCCGGCGACGGGAUGCUCAGGACGCAGCGGACAUGGAUCUCGGGUUCGGCGGCAGUCGAAACGAGGACGAGGCGGAGGAGGAGGGUGUACUGUUGGAAUUCGAAGACCAGCGCGGCGGCAAGAAGAGGAAGCGCGGGCCGAAGAAGAAAAAGGGCGACAAGGACAGCGCGGCAGAUGUUAUGCGGGUGGUCGAAGGACGAAAGAAGGAGGCAAACUGA